AUAUUAUUAUAUUAUACUGGCUUGAUUCUUGAUUCUUGACUCUCAGAUGCUUGCAUUCCAUUGCAAAAAUUGAACCGGUAAGCACAGUAAAGCAAAAUGAAUCAGAUUUCCAGGGCCCAUACAUACAAUUUAAUUUCCCUGGGAUUCAUUAAUAAAUUGACCCAAACCCAACCAUUUGGCUUCAGCAGAUAAUUAACCCAAACCAAACAUAUAGCUUUCUCUUUUUCUGCAACCAUGUGCUUCACCAUUAAGUGCGACUGCUUUAAGUGCGACUGUGGUGGUGACGGCGGCUGCAUCGACUUCACCUUGGCUCUAUUCUUGCCCCCUGUUGCCGUUUUGAAACGAAGGGGAGUAGUGAAGGAGUUCUGGAUCAGCGUCUGCCUGACGAUGGCUUGUUUUGUACCGGGAAGCCUUUAUGCUGUCAACGUUGUUAAAACCAAGGAUUAAACAGAUCACAAUUGAAAUGUAAUUUGGAGAUUUUAUAUAUGUUUAUUUCGUCGGAUCGUUAAUCAAUUAUCUAUGUUUAA
Molecule: messenger RNA, 527 nt
Organism: Rubroshorea leprosula
Lineage: Eukaryota; Viridiplantae; Streptophyta; Magnoliopsida; Malvales; Dipterocarpaceae
Source: the annotation of a GenBank genome assembly